CUUUCCCCAUCUCCUUUUUUAUUCUAUCAUACCAAGUUCUUCUUAGUUUUCAUACAACAAUAUGGCUGGAUUUUCAAAUGAAGAGGAUGUCGCGUUAAUUCGUGCUUAUUGUGGCGUUGCUAGAGAAUCUAUUAUCGACAUAAACAUUAAUGCGACUAGUUUUUGGCAGCGAAUACUUGGACAUUUUAGAAGUGAGAUUAACAACGAGAAUGCAAGAAACAUAAAGCCAAUACAGUGUAGAGUGACCAUGUUGAAAAAACAUGUUAAGAGAUAUGUCGGCUUUGUGAAACAGAGUAUCCGGGGAAUGGCUGAUGGGGGAUAUGACGUUGCCACGGCUUACCAACUGGGAAAAAAUGCAUAUGAGGCGGAGGGUAGAUUGUGGACACAUGGAACGGUGUAUGAAAUAUUUAAGAAUACAUUUGCUGAUGAAUAUGAUACUGCGGAGAUUCCUCCUCCGUUUCUGGGAAAUCUAAAUGGAGAAGAGGCUUAAGACAUUACAACAUCA
This is a messenger RNA of Papaver somniferum (opium poppy), 505 nucleotides long. RefSeq names its product glutathione S-transferase T3-like. The record is from RefSeq and is a predicted model, not a curated record. The transcript has 2 exons. Lineage: Eukaryota; Viridiplantae; Streptophyta; Magnoliopsida; Ranunculales; Papaveraceae. Bases 62 to 490 code for a protein of 142 amino acids.